AUGGCUCCCCCCAGGUUAUUCCAGAAUGACCCCAUAGACAGCUCUGGAACUAAACUAGCAUCCAUACUUAGAACAGUAGAAAGCUCGUCAAGAAGAACAAACCUGUUGACACCAGUAACAAAACGAGGAGUGAAAAGACGAAGUUUGAUAGCCCUGCACACACAUGAGCGUGGAUCUAUAGAGAAUGAUAGACGAGAAUCGGUAUUUUUCAGUACACCAGCUCGAGUCAACAAGAAACGUCCAAGCCCUGGACCUUCCUUCAUCAAGGCUCGUCCCCAAUUGCAUACCCAUACUGCAGCAUUAACCAAUACAUCGUCUUCUUUUAUGCCAUCAUCUUCAUCCGUGGCCGGACCACAACAACAAUCGUUGAGAUCUACCCCUGCAUUGUCAUCAAGGGCAAGUGCAGCACAAGCGCCCUUAGGAGGAGGGUCAUCCUUGGUCACGCCAUCGUCACAACAAUCUCUUGCCCAACGUGACCCGCGACCUUUGCGAGAUCGGAAAUACCAGGAAUUAAUCCAGGCUGAAAUACAUUCAUUCUUGACUGAAAAUAGAUUUGAACUUGAACCAAGCAUUAAAUUAACCGAAUCAACAUUGAAAACUCCAACUCAAAAGGAAUUUACCGGGAUUUUUUCAUUUUUGGUAAAAAUGCAGAAUCCUAGUUUUAAAUUGGGCAAAGCACCCGAUACAGAAAUAUACACUGCAUUGAAAGUAAUGAAUUAUCCUUAUUUAGAUUCAAUCAGCCGAUCCCAGAUUGGGGCAGUUGGUGGACAAAAUUGGCCCACGUUUCUCGGAGUUUUAUAUUGGCUUGUCACUGUGAAUUUGAAAUUGUUGAGAAUAACUGAAGAAGACGAAACUCCUGAAGAUGAAGAUCGUCUUCAUGACGAAUACCAUGCUUAUAUUUCUAGUAAAUAUGCCCGAUAUUUAGCUGGGCGAGACAAUGAGAAUGAUGAAAUAGAGUUGCAAGAGAAAUUGGAUCGAAUGAAAGUAUCUGCUGAAGAACAAUUGCAAGAAUAUAGUCACAACAAAAAUGCAAUCGAAGAAGCAGUUGUCCAUUUGGAAGCAGAUGGAAAAAUAAUCGAAACUGCAGUAAAGAAAAGCGAGGACUUGUAUCAGGAUUUUGAUGCCUUGAAAAAUUAUAUUGAAUCUCGGAAAAAUUCCAAACCUAAAUACGACGAAAUCUUGGCUAAUCUUAAACAAGCAGCUGAAAACGAAAGUAGAUUACUUGAAGAAGCACGGGUGAAAGUUGUUGAAUUACAAGCACAAUUGGAGCAGUUGGGAAUUUCACAAGAAUUUAUCCAGGGGCUUCGAGAUAAUAGAGAUCAAGCAGAUAAGGAAUUUGCUGAUGCCGAAGAACAAUAUAUGAAACUCAGGGAAGAUCUGAUUACAGCCCAUGAACACUUUGCUCGUGAUAUUGACCGAUUGAAACAAAGUGUUCGUGAUUUGAACAGUUUAUCUCAAUUAUUUAAUCCUGAUUUCCAACUUGAAUUGAAUAAGGAUAUAAAAACGUCCAACACCUUUACACGAGCUCUUAAACCGGACGAAAUAUUAACCCGUAAAACAAGUGAAGUCAAGAUCGAGUUUGUUCUGCUUAAGUCCAGAUUAACUUCUUUGCAUGGAGAAUAUAGAGAUACACUGGAUCAGUUAAAAACAGAAAGAGAUAAGAUUACCGAUGUUAUAAGCUUGUUGGAGAGUAAACGUGAUGAAGCUCGACGUAAAGUUGACGCCUUGCAACGUGAAUAUGAUAGAGAAUAUGCGUCAAUGCAGCAGAAACAGGCUGAAAACAAGGUUGAAAUAGCCAGACUAGAAACAGAUUUAGUAACCAGACAAAGCGAUGCCAGAAAUUCAUUAUUAAACUUGGAGAAGGCUAACAAAGAUGCUCGAGAAAAACACAAUAAAAUUGUUGCUGAUAUUUCAAGCAAAAGAUCAAUUUUGAAUUCAGUACGGUCAGAAGCGGGAGCAAUUGCAUUGAAAGUUCAAACAAAUACCCAAGAAAACUUGUUGCGGUUGGACGAUAAAGUCCAGGAAGAACUGAUAGUUGAGCUGGAUCUUCGCAACGAACUCAACUGA
This is a messenger RNA of Spathaspora passalidarum NRRL Y-27907, 2067 nucleotides long. RefSeq names its product kinetochore-associated Ndc80 complex subunit. The transcript has a single exon. The record is from RefSeq and is a predicted model, not a curated record. Gene Ontology annotation, biological process: attachment of mitotic spindle microtubules to kinetochore. Gene Ontology annotation, cellular component: Ndc80 complex. NCBI's taxonomy places the organism in Eukaryota, Fungi, Ascomycota, Pichiomycetes, Serinales, Debaryomycetaceae. Bases 1 to 2067 code for a protein of 688 amino acids.